Fusarium sp. VM40 is the source of this 1626-nucleotide messenger RNA. NCBI's taxonomy places the organism in Eukaryota, Fungi, Ascomycota, Sordariomycetes, Hypocreales, Nectriaceae. The record is from the annotation of a GenBank genome assembly.
AUGGAUCGUCUGCCUCGUGAACUCAUCGACGCGAUACUUCAGCAAUGUAUAAUAUAUGGCCCUAAGAAUGCGGUUCUCAAACUUCGACUUGUAUGCCGUGUUUUUGACCAGAUCCUCAAGCCAUUCGUAUGUCGCACUCUGGACCUUGAGUUUUCGCGACUGAGUAAAACGAGCGGCGAGACACCUCCCCAAAUGGAUGCGCUACAAACCAUCGGAUAUCACUGCAAGAGUCUCUAUAUCGACCUGAUGGUUCUACGGGAUGACAUGGAAGUUGAGUUUCUCGAUACCGUUUUCGCACGAGUUCCAUCCAUGACAGACUUUUGUCAAACGCUACACAAAAAGUACUGCAUGAAUGAGACAUCCUUUACCGAGACAGAUUACUACCGGACCGUCGAGGAAAUGCUGUUCUACUGCCGGGAUGUUGACCGUCUGCGACUCAACCUCCCCUUCCAGCUUGUCGGCCGUCAUUGUACCGCCGCCACCAUGAUCCUGGCCAACACGCUGAAGGCGUUUGCGCGGCGACCCGAAGAGGACUCAGCAAAGCUCAAUACUCUCGUGAUAGAGAACGUAACCGACGUUGCGAUACGCCACCUGUGGAUGAACCCGAUCGAUGUGAUGAAUAUCAUGAAAGUCUUGGAGGUGCUGGAACACCUCGUUUUGACAUUACGACGACACGAAAACGAACCUAUUACUGUAGGCUUAUUUGGAUCUUGCCUAUGGAACCUUGUUGAGAACGCGGGGGAUUUGAAGAGCCUUUGCUUGAUUGGCAUGGACCACGAUGAUCGUCCCCCUCGAGGGCUGAAGCAGACAAAAUUCUGGCAGAUGCCGGCUGACGAGUGGCGCGCCAAAUCAUUACCUGCGCCAAAUGUCAUACACUCCAACCUGACAUGUUUGGAACUCAAGCGAAUUGAGUUGUGCCCUGAGGUGUUUGUCCGCACGGCAGAGAACUUUGGGCCCACGCUGGAAGAGCUUUACUUGAAUGAAGUCUACCUCAAGGUUGAGCAGUCUCGAGAUUGGAACGAGGACUCUAAGAAGAUUCUCUGGGUCGGACUGCCCAACCAGCGCCCAGGAGAGGAUUGCCAUUGGAUUGCCAUGGCGCUAAGAUGCGCUACACCUCACUUGAGAAUUUGUCGAGCAUCCUUUUUGGCAUAUGAUCACUACAUGCUCGAAGAUAUGCCCAGUCAGCCAGAAUUUGAUCUGGCAGACCCUUGUGGCCUUGGCCGAAGUAUCUCUCAGCGUUUUGUUGAAGUCGUCAUGGGUAUCCGCCAACCCACAGCGCUUACCAAAGAUGCUGUCGAGUAUUUACCUGCAGACACCCACUUCGACAGUCUCGUGAACAACUUGCGGCCACGGGACCGUGCUCUGGGCGUAGUAGAAUACGACACCAGCGCAUACCAGACAGCUGUCAACAACUCAACAUCAGAAUGGCAACGUAGCAUCGACGGCGUUUUCCCUAAUUGCAAUUCUAAUACUCUCGACGAGCUACACUACAUCGCCGAGACAGCAUGCCAGGGCAUGAAUGAGAUACAUCGGAGACGCAACGAGUGGACAGCUGAAAAUAGUAUGGCGACCGAAUACUCAGAGAAUCUAUUUAGUAUCCCAGCCUCUGACGACGAACACGCUUGA